AUGGCGGCUCUUGGGAGGUUGGUUGUCCUCUGUGGUGUCCAAGGAGGCCGAGCUCUGUUCCUCCAAACCCCAGUGAUCAGACCUGCUUAUGUCUUAGCAUUCCUCGAGGACCGGUCCACCCGAGGAGUGCAGCACAUUCACCUGUCCCCCAGCCGCUAUACUAGUUCCAAGGCUGCAUCUCUUCACUGGACUGCUGAGAAGGCUGUCAGCAUUUUGAUCCUGGGCCUCCUUCCAGCUGCUUAUUUUACUCCUUGCUCUGUAGUGGACUACUCCCUGGCUGCAGCAGUGACUAUCCAUAGUAAAUGGGGCCUUGAAGAAGUUAUUUCUGACUAUGUCCCUGGGAAAGCAUUACAGAAAACUGCCAAGGCAGGCCUUGUGACACUCUUGGCAUUAUCCUUUGCUGGGCUUUGUUAUUUCAACUAUCAUGAUGUGGGUAUCUGCAAGGCUGUUGCCAUGUUGUGGAAGCUCUGACUGUAUGUAUGAGCUUUUGCUUUUUCAUUUACAAUCUGCUAAUGGGAACUCAGCUUUAUUACUCUCCAUACAUUGUGAUCACUCUUCUAUAUUUGCCUUGGGAAUUAUUGACAAAGGGAAAGACUGUUAAUAAAAUAAAGACUUUG
Messenger RNA from Choloepus didactylus (southern two-toed sloth), 617 nucleotides. Its product is annotated as succinate dehydrogenase [ubiquinone] cytochrome b small subunit, mitochondrial-like. Gene Ontology annotation, biological process: tricarboxylic acid cycle; mitochondrial electron transport, succinate to ubiquinone. Lineage: Eukaryota; Metazoa; Chordata; Mammalia; Pilosa; Megalonychidae. The coding region runs from base 1 to 471 and encodes 156 amino acids. The record is from RefSeq and is a predicted model, not a curated record. Gene Ontology annotation, cellular component: membrane; mitochondrial envelope. The transcript has a single exon. Gene Ontology annotation, molecular function: heme binding; ubiquinone binding.